AUGGGAGAUCAGCAACUGUACAAGACCAACCACGUGGCCCAUGGUGGUGAGAACCUUUUCUACCAACAGCCACCCCUUGGUGUCCACAGUGGGCUGAACCACAACUAUGGGAAUACAGUCACAGGGGGUGGAAUGGAUGCCGCUCAGGCCUCGCCCAUCUCCCCCCACUUCCCUCAAGAUACUCGGGAUAGUCUGGGCCUACCUGUUGGUUCCAAAAACCUUGGCCAAAUGGAUACCUCGAGGCAGGGAGGGUGGGGAGGCCAUGCAGGGCCUGGAAACCAUGUCCAGCUACGUGGCAACCUGGCCAACUCAAAUAUGAUGUGGGGGGCACCCGCCCAGGUGGAGCCCGCUGAUGGCUACCAGUAUACCUACUCCCAAGCCAGUGAGAUCCGGACCCAGAAGCUCACCAGUGGUGUCUUACACAAGCUGGACUCUUUCACCCAGGUGUUCGCCAACCAAAACCUGCGAAUUCAGGUCAACAAUAUGGCCCAGGUGCUGCACACCCAGUCAGCAGUGAUGGAUGGAGCCCCUGACAGUGCCCUGCGCCAGCUGCUGUCUCAGAAGCCCAUGGAGCCCCCAGCACCGACUAUACCUUCCCGCUACCAGCAGGUGGCCCAGCAGGCUCACCCUGGUUUCACUGGGGGAUUGUCCAAACCAGCCUUUCAGGUCGGGCAGCACCCGUCCCAAGGGCACCUGUAUUAUGACUACCAGCAGUCACUGGUUCAGAUGCCAAUGCAGGGAGGACAGCCGCUGCAAACCCCACAGAUGCUGUCACAGCACAUGCAACAGAUGCAGCAGCACCAGUAUUAUCCACAGCAGCAACAGCAGCAAGCAGGGCAGCAGCGGAUCUCCGUGCAAGAAAUACAGCAGCAACAGCAGCAGCAGCAGCAGCAGCAGCAGCAGCAGCAACAACAGCAGCAGCAGCAGCAGCAGCAACAGCAACAGACUCGCCCACCACAGCCUCAGCCGCAGCCGCAGUCGCAACAGCAGCUACCACUGCAGCAGCGGCAGAGUUCAAUGCAGAUACCUCAGUAUUACCAGCCCCAACCCAUGAUGCAACACUUGCAAGAACAGCAGCAGCAACCAGUGCAUCUGCAGCCCCCUUCUUACCACAGGGACCCUCAUCAGUACACCCCGGAGCAGGCGCACGCUGUUCAGCUGAUUCAUCUGGGCUCCAUGCCCCAGUACUACUACCAAGAACCCCAGCAACCCUACAGCCACCCCCUCUACCAGCAAAGCCACCUGCCCCAGCACCAGCAGCGUGAGGACAGUCAACUGAAGACUUAUUCUAGUGACAGGCAGGCCCCGGCCAUGCUGAGCUCCCACGGGGAUCUGGGGCCUCCUGAUACAGGAAUGGGAGACCCAGCAAGUUCGGACCUGACCCGGGUUAGCAGUGCCCUCCCCCACCGACCACUCCUCUCCCCCAGUGGGAUCCACCUCAACAACAUGGGGCCUCAGCAUCAGCAGCCGUCUCCCAGUGCCAUGUGGCCCCAGAUGCACCUACCUGAUGGGAGAGCCCAGCCGGGGUCCCCUGAGUCAAGUAGUGGCCAACCCAAAGGAGUGUUUGGGGAACAAUUUGAUGCCAAGAGCAAGCUGACGUGCUCCAUCUGCCUGAAAGAGUUCAAGAGCCUGCCCGCCCUGAAUGGCCACAUGCGGUCCCACGGUGGAAUGAGGGCGUCCCCCAGCCUCAAACAGGAGGAAGGAGAGAAGGCCCAGCCGCCUCCGCCCCAGCCGCCACUGCCGCCUCCGCCUCCACCGCCACCGCAGCUCCCUCCCGAGGCAGAAAGCCUCACGCCUAUGGUCAUGCCCGUGUCUGUCCCUGUCAAGCUUCUCCCGCCCAAGCCCAGCUCUCAGGGGUUCACCAACAGCGUCGUUGCCGUCCCCUCCGCCAGAGACAAGCCAGCCAGCUCGGUGUCGGACGACGAGAUGCCUGUGCUCGUGAGGAUGACCCUCUCUCCCCCUCACUCCCCCCAGGGGGCUGCCCCCCACGCGCCUGCUGAAAUCCCCCGGAAACACCAGCCCGCCGUGGCCAAGGCUGAGGAGCCCCUCAAGACCGUGCAGGAGAAGAAGAAGUUCCGGCACCGGCCCGAGCCCCUCUUCAUUCCKCCUCCGCCCUCCUACACCCCGAACCCCACCUCCUACUCCGGCGCCACCCUGUACCAGAGCCAGCUGCGCUCCCCGCGCGUCCUCGGGGACCAUCUGCUGCUGGACCCCACCCACGAGCUGCCCCCCUACACGCCCCCGCCCAUGCUGAGCCCGGUGCGCCAGGGCUCGGGGCUCUUCAGCAACGUCCUCAUCGCGGGGCACGGCCCUGGCGCCCACCCGCAGCUGCCCCUCACGCCCCUCACGCCCACCCCAAGGGUGCUGCUGUGCCGUUCCAAUAGCAUUGAUGGCAGCAACAUGACGAUCACCCCAGGGCCUGGAGAGCAGACCGUGGAUGUUGAACCACGCAUCAACAUUGGCUUAAGAUUCCAAGCAGAGAUCCCAGAACUCCAGGAUGUCUCUGCCCUGGCCCAGGACACACAUAAGGCCACACUGGUAUGGAAGCCCUGGCCAGAGCUGGAAAACCAGGACCUCCAGCAGCGAGUGGAGAAUCUUCUGAAUUUGUGCUGUUCAAGUGCAUUGCCAGGUGGAGGGACCAAUUCUGAAUUUGCUUUGCACUCUCUCUUCGAGGCCAAAGGUGAUGUGAUGGCUGCUCUGGAAAUGCUGCUGCUGCAGAAGCCAGUCAGGUUAAAAUGUCAUCCUUUAGCAAAUUACCACUAUGCCGGUACGGACAAGUGGACCUCCCUAGAAAGAAAACUGUUUAAUAAAGCACUAGCCACUUACAGCAAAGACUUUAUUUUUGUACAGAAGAUGGUGAAGUCGAAGACGGUGGCUCAGUGCGUGGAGUACUACUAUACAUGGAAGAAGAUAAUGCGGUUAGGGCGGAAACACCGGACACGACUGGCAGAAAUCAUCGACGACUGUGUGACAAGYGAAGAAGAAGAAGAGUUAGAGGAAGAGGAGGAGGACCUGGAGGAAGACAGGAAAUCCACAAAAGAAGAAGAAAGUGAACCCCCAAAGUCCCCGGAGCCACCACCAGUCCCUGUCCUGGCUCCCACCGAGGGACCACCCCUGCAGGCCCUUGGCCAGCCCUCCGGCUCCUUCAUCUGUGAAAUGCCCAACUGUGGGGCUGUGUUCAGCUCCCGACAGGCACUGAAUGGCCAUGCCCGCAUCCAUGGUGGCACCAACCAGGUGACCAAGACUCGAGGUGCUGUCCCCUCUGGGAAGCAGAAGCCUGGCGGCACCCAGAGUGGGUAUUGCUCUGUGAAGAGUUCACCUUCUCACAGCACCACCAGUGGCGAGACAGACCCCACCACCAUCUUCCCCUGCAAGGAGUGUGGCAAAGUCUUCUUCAAGAUCAAAAGCCGAAAUGCACACAUGAAAACUCACAGGCAACAGGAGGAGCAGCAGAGGCAAAAGGCUCAGAAGGCAGCUUUCGCAGCAGAAAUGGCAGCCACAAUCGAGAGGACUACGGGGUCGGUGGGGACGCCAGGGCUCCUGCCUCUGGACCAGCUGGGUCUGAUCAAGCCCAUCAAGGAUGCAGAUACCCUCGAUGACGACGUGGUCCAGCAGCUGGGAGGCGUCAUGGAAGAGGCUGAGGUCGUGGACACCGAUCUUCUCUUAGAUGACCAAGAUUCAGUUUUGCUUCAGGGUGACGCGGAACUCUAAAGCCCUGUUUGUUGCUUAGAGACAGUGAGAACCCACUGCCUCCGUCUUUAUUAAUCAGGAAACCUGGACUGCCCGCUUGUUUUGUAACCCUUUUAAACUACCUGUUUAAAAAGUGGUCGUUUUAUUCAGGUUUAGAAAAAAAAUCCAGUUUCUUUUCCUUUUUUUUUUUUUUUAAUUGUUGGGGGGGUUGGGGGAAUAAAUAAUUGGCACAACUAUCUUUAAGAGGUGUUUCAUCUGGGCUACAUCCUCACAAGAUCAUUCCCAGCAGGGAAUGGACUUGGCGUCCUGUUCCGUUGCUUUCAGAUGUCAACCAUCCUGGUUG
This is a messenger RNA of Urocitellus parryii (Arctic ground squirrel), 4033 nucleotides long. RefSeq names its product transcriptional regulating factor 1 (gene Trerf1). Gene Ontology annotation, molecular function: transcription corepressor activity. Gene Ontology annotation, biological process: regulation of transcription by RNA polymerase II; negative regulation of DNA-templated transcription. Gene Ontology annotation, cellular component: transcription regulator complex; histone deacetylase complex. NCBI's taxonomy places the organism in Eukaryota, Metazoa, Chordata, Mammalia, Rodentia, Sciuridae. The record is from RefSeq and is a predicted model, not a curated record.